Molecule: messenger RNA, 6807 nt
Organism: Necator americanus (New World hookworm)
Lineage: Eukaryota; Metazoa; Nematoda; Chromadorea; Rhabditida; Ancylostomatidae
Exons: 54
Coding region: 1-6807 (2268 amino acids)
Biological process (GO): cell-cell adhesion
Molecular function (GO): protein binding
Source: RefSeq, a predicted model, not a curated record
AUGAUGUGCUUUCUUUUACCAAUCACUUUUACGCAAUUGAUUCGUCUACUAAUCGUAUUAUUACUACACUAUUCUUGUCGUGCUCAACUAGUACGAGGUCGACCUCCAUCUUUUCGAGAAGAGGACUAUCCAGCAUUGGUUAAUCUAACGGAAGGGCAGCCAUUAUUGCUGAAUUGUCGCGCAGACCUCGCCGAAAAGGUGCACUGGCUGAAAAAUGGUUUCUCGACUUCUAUAGAGGCGAACAUAUUGCAAGCACUCACUUCGAAUCGAAAUGAUUCUGGCGUCUAUAGAUGUGUUGCGUCAAAUUCCGUAGCGUCUGUUUUGUCACCGCCAAUCAAGGUCAAUGUCCAGUAUCUGGAUGGCUUCGAAGAGUCAGAUUCCACAAAUCAACAGGUUUCUGCUAACGAAGGUGGUUACUUCAUACUCAGAAGACCGGCAUUAAUUGCUAGUAGCGAUCCUCUGCCAGGAACAGAUUAUUCCUGGUAUAAUGGUGAGAAUCAGGUAUAUUCAAAUGGGUCACGAUAUAUUACUUCACGAGGAGAUCUAGUGGUUAUUGAAGCGACACGUGACUCUUUUGGGGACUACAAGGUUGUUGCCUCUGCUGAUGGAUUAAACGAAGCUGUUUCUAGCGUGUAUGCUGUUCGACCUAGCAAUAACCCUGGAGACUUUUUCGAAGGACUAUCGAUCAUUUAUUUCUCAGAGGAUAGGACCGUUUUUUCUUCUGGUCAUGCCCAAAGAAACAUGGAGACUUUCGACUGUGUGACAUCUCGAAGGGAUGAUGCUCGAACUCGAUGGUUUUUGAAUGGAGCAGUAAUUUCUGGAACAGAAGCAGGUGUCGAGUUAUCUCAAAAUAAUCGCCUUCUUUCGCUAACAAAUCAGUAUCUACUGAAACAGGGUCGAUCCGAACAUAAAUUGGACUGUAAAGUAGUGGCCGAGUCGGGGCGUGCGUUUGAUCAGCGGUCCUUAAAAAUUGAUGUCAUCGAUGCACCGGCGCUGAGACCUCUCUCUGGAGAAGUUUUACAACCCCUGGGCUCGGAGCUGAAUCUUCAUUGCACCCAAAAGAAAAGGAAUGGCCUUUCUUCUACCAUAAAAUGGUUUUUCAAUGGGCGUGAGGUCGCCGUGAAGAGAGGCCGGCUAGUGGUCAAGGAAUUAUCGCAGAGAGACUAUGGUGUAUACCAAUGUGAAGCGACAAACGAAGCCGGAUCCAGCAUGAAUACCGUAUGGGUGAAGGAGGGAGCGAGCCAAAAUCGAGCACUCCCACAAUCAGAUCAACCUGUGUCGAGCGAAGAGAGCAGUCAGGAGAACGAGUUUGGAGCACCUGUGAUCGCCAAACCUCCGAAAGAUGUCUCUUUCUCAGUCGGAUCAACCACUUUGAAAUUGCCAUGUGUAGUCACCGGAACACCCGUGACAACAACGACGUGGAGAUUUAAUGAUGUGGAUAUCACUCAAGAUUCGACCAAAUAUGAUGUCACCGCUGAUGGUCUAACCAUCCACGAUCUCAAGAAAUCCGACAGUGGUAGCUAUACGUGCAUUGCAAAGAACAACUAUGGUAUGACAAGCGCCACGGCGAGAGUGACGUCUACAGGAUCGAAUUUGAUUGAAUACGGUCCGACGAAUCAAAGUGUUGUAAUAGGAACGAAUAUAGUAAUUCCAUGUGAAGUUAGCGAAGAUUUUGAAGCCAAUGCCAAUGUGAUGUGGUUCAUGAAUGAUGAACCAAUACCCGCGACCGGUAAUCCCAGCUUACGGUUGUCCAACAAAAAAGGUGGCCUACUGAUACAGCAAGUGGGACCGGAUAACAUAGGGGAGUACCGGUGUACGGUGUCAGCAGAUGGCCGGGAAGAGAGCGCUUCCGCUUUUUUACGAAUCAUCGAACGACCACAAAUGCCUACAUUUGUGCGAGCAGAACUCAUUAAUAACACUAUUCCGGCAAAAAUCCGUGUCUCUUGGGUUGAAGGUUUCGAUGGAAACUCACCAAUAAUCAAGCAUUCGGUUGAAAUGCGAACAGUGGGGCCAACUCAACUAUGGAGUGACUGGGAGGUUGUGGUUGAUAAUGUGCCCAGCGAGGAGUGUUGCUCCGUUCUUGUGGAUAAUCUGCGUCCAUCAGUGACAGCUGAGUUCCGUGUGAUUGCCUCGAAUCGGUUUGGAUCUGGGAAACCGUCGUUACCAUCAGGGAACGUCACGAUGCCACAGCAACCACCGGCUGCGGCGCCACGCAAUGUCGCAGCAUCGGCGAGAUCAGCGAACAGUAUUAUAGUGCAGUGGCAACAACCACAAGAAGAACAGUGGAGCGGGGAUAUACUGGGAUAUGUUGUUCGCUACCGUCUUGCUGGUUAUACUCUACCAUGGAUCGAAAAGAAUGUGACAACAAAGGAUGCAAGGAAUACUGCUAUUGAUCAGUUGAUCACCUGGAGAGAGUACGAAAUCCAAGUGGCGGCGUAUAAUCACAGGGGAUUGGGCGUCUUCAGUAAAAGUAUCGACGUAACAACAGCAGAAGGAGUACCAACACAGUCCCCAAAAAAUGUCAUAGCGAAUGUUUUGAAUUCAACUGCAGUACAAAUCAGGUUCACAGCACCGGAUCAGCAGAGAAUUCCCGGAGUAAAUUUGGGAUACAAGGUGGAGUUCUGGAAAGGUAUUCCUCAAAAAGGAGUACUAUAUCGACAAGUAAUGGUUGAUCCAACGUCCAAAGAUCUAGCCGUAAUAGUGGAAGGAUUAGAGAAGUUUGGUCAUUAUAAUGUAACAGUGCUUUGUUAUACGUCUCCGGGUGACGGACCUAGAAGUCAUCCGGUACAAGUAGUUACUGAUGAGGACAUACCAGGAGCUGUUAGUGGGCUGAGCAUUGCUGAGGUGAUGUUCAACGGUGCUGUAGUUGUCUGGGACAUCCCUGAACAUCCGAACGGUGUAAUCACGAGAUUUGUGCUACGCUAUUGGAAUGAUGCAUUCCCUAAUGACAUAACGGUACAGGAAUUCGACGGAACGCAGAGGAACCUAACGAUUGAAGGAUUGAGUCCAUCGACACGUUAUACGGUGGAUAUCCUGGCAUCGACAGUUAAAGGUGAUGGACCACGUGAAGAGACUAAGUUUGAAUCAGGAGUACCGCCAGAACUACCGGGACGAUCAACCUCCCUCACGGUGUCAGAUAUUCGCGCUAGAUCAGUUCUUCUGAAUUUUGUGCCAGGAUUUGAUGGCCAUACCGCAAUUCGACAGUGGAUUGUUGAGGCAAAAAUAGCGGAUUCAAGUGUGUUCCAAGUCAUCUACAACGUAAGCGCUCCGAAAGCUCGAUCCAUACCAGUGGAAGGACUACGGCCUUACACAAGGUAUCAGUUGAGACUGAUAGCUGAGAACGUACGUGGAAGAGGGGCGCCCAGUGAACCAAGCGUGACAUUUGAGACAAAACAGACGAAUCCGGAAACACCAGCUUCCCGGCUGUUUGCUGAGCCACUGUCGUCAACAUCACUAUCGCUAUCCUGGACACCAUUGUUAAUGAACCAGUGGAACGGACAGCCGAAGGGAUAUCUGAUACUAUACAAAGAGAUUGGGACCGACCACUGGCAUGAAAUCCGGAUUCCUUCUCUAAGAGCGAGUGAUUUUAUUCUACGCGAUCUGCAACCGUACACAAGUUAUGAGGUCCAACUGUUUGCUGAAAACAUGUUCGGAAGAAGUGCCUCAUCAGGGACGUCUGAGGCCAAGACUUAUGAGGGUGUUCCUUCUGGUCCACCAAGGAAUGUUCGAGCUGAUGUGGACAGCAAACGUGGUGUAAUGGUGCAGUGGGAGCCUGUAGAAGAAGAACAAGCAAAUGGGAAUAUCAGAGGCUAUCAGAUUCGCCUGGAACCGGAACAAGAAUGGCUCAGAGCGGAUGGUACGAGGAAAUUCGAAGUCCAAGGGGCUAAUGUGUUGUCGAAAGCGGUCACUGGUUUGCGUGCAUUUACCAGUUACUUUGUCUAUGCUUCUGCUUGCACUAUUGUUGGUUGUGGUCCGGAAAAUAGAGUGCCGGUCGUAGUUUUAACGCCUGAAGAUUUGCCUGGUAUUCCUACUGGCGUUGCAUUCUCAUUGAUAAGUGAGAAUGAAGUGCGUCUCAAAUGGACACCGCCAGAAAAUCCCAAUGGAAAAAUUAAGUCGUACCACGUAUCCUACUGGAAGUCGUCUGAAGAUCGCUCGUCAGCGAUAAGAGCUCCGUUAUCCUCAACGCUUCUAUUUUUCACAGCUAACGGUCUGGAACCAAACAAACAGUACACUUUCACCAUUCAAGCGGAAAAUACUGUAGGAUUGGGUCCAGAAGCAGUGGUGCAGGUGGUUACAACUUCAGUGAGAGUGCCCGUUCAUGCUCCACCAGUACCUACUAGAAACGAUACGGCAAGGUAUGGAGCGCAGAGUAUAGCCAUUCGCUGGGACAACAGCAUUGAAGAAGAGGAUAGUGAAGCGCCAGUGCGAUUUGUGCAGGUUGAAUACCAAAAAGCGAACAGUGAUGACUGGACUCCGUACGAAAACGUUAUUUCUGGACGAGAUGGUGGUGUGGUCGUUACGGGCCUCCUAUCCAACUCCGAAUACCGUUUCCGUAUUCGUAAUAUUGGCGACAGCUCUCAAUCAGUAUGGUCAGCAGAGUCAGACUGGAUGAAGACAUUGCCGGCGCAGCCAUCUGCAAUGCCAUCAAAUUUGGUUGCAUCGCCAUAUGAUUCUUCAAGCUUAUUGCUACAGUGGACCACACCGCCAAGAGAAGCAUGGAACGCGGACGCUAUUGGCUAUCGUAUAGCUUUCAACGAAUAUCCGCUUUCUGCCGACAACGAUACAUGGACAACUGUCGAAAUUCCAGCGAAUAGUACAUGGCUUGAACGACCACAAUAUCUACUGCACAAUUUGGCUAGCUUCCGUCACUACAUACUUCGAAUGCGAGCGUUCAAUUCUGAAGGAAGCGGUCCAUUCUCUCCGCCAGUAUUUGUAUACGUGGGAUAUUCGAUACCGAAAGGGAAGGUGACCAAUAUUAUGGCAGAGCCACUUUCUUCCACAUCGUUGUCGGUUAGGUGGGAUCCAUGGAAUGAAGAUGGUGAUGCGGCAAUUAGUGGAUUCAGGGUUCGGUUUGUGCCAGUUACAUCAGUUUUAUCGGAAUCGAGUCAUGAAGAAGAACUUAUGGUUGUCGAGAACAAUAGCUGUGUGAUUACGGACCUACGGAAGUAUACAGAAUACCAAAUCUCAGUAACUCCAUACAAUCGAGCUGGUGAAGGUGGUGUGUCUCAAGUUCGAGUACGAACGUUAGAGGAUGUUCCAGGAACGGUGGGAGCGUUGAGGUUCUCGGAUAUACUCCUGGAUUCGGUGCGUGUAACUUGGAAACCACCAACUGAACCGAAUGGAAUUAUUACUGGGUAUAUUGUGAACUACAGGACCUUCAAAAUGAAGGAAGAAUUCAAAAAGGAGGUUCAAUCCCGAACGCAACAAACGUUCUAUCCAGCAACUAACCUCGAAGAAGGCGUAACAUACUUUUUUGCUGUGUGGGCCGAGACGUCUGCUGGCAGGGGCACUGAGGUCACUGGAAAUGUUACCUUGGGACCGAAUCCAGACGGCCCACCAGCUCCUAGUCGACCAGCACUGACGCCAGGGCCAUCCUCAGUGACACUUGAAUGGAAGGACGAGAAGAGGGAUACAGUUAUUGGUCAUUUGAUACAAGCGAAACUCGUUUCGAAGGAUACAAAUGCUGCUUUAGAGAAGAAACGUCAUAAGCGUUCAUUUGGUCGACCAACUCAUAUACAUGGAAUAUGGGUUACGUUGAGGAUUGUUGAAGGAGCAGGACAGCAGCAUGAGGUCAGCUACCGCGAACUGGAACCGUCCAGUUUCUACGUGUUCCGAGUGUUCGCCAGGAAUGAACUGGGAAUCGGGAAGCCGAGCGCUGAAACUGAGCAACUGUUUGUACCAGCUGUUAUUCCCGAAGACCCAUUCUAUACUACGUGGUGGUUCAUAGCAAUGGUUGCAAUGUCGACAUUUGUGGUGAUCGUGUUGUUGGUUGCAUUCCUAUGCAUCACUGGAUCUGUUGCGAAGUAUAAACGUGAAAAGCGCAAUUCUGUCGACAGUAUCCACCUUGCUAACGGCAAUUUUAUGGCAUUCCAAAUGGAAGCGAGCCAUCGGGACAUAGGAAGGAGCAGAAAUGAGCUAUCCACGCGUCCCGGUACAAAACAAUCGUGGCUAUCCGAUCGCGAACCACCAGCAUACGGUAGUAUCCUGGGAGAUCAGGAACGAUUGAGAGGUCGUGAAAGUAUUGAUGGCGGUGGAAGUGUGGUGAAUAUGUAUGGUCUAGAAACGGAUGUGAUACCACCGGUACCGAACCAGGAAGCGAUGCAGAGACUUACUGCUUUGGUCGGGCGAGAUGUGAGAGGAAGCGCCUACGUUUCUCAACGAGACUCAAUCGAUAUUCUGAAUAGAUCAAAAUACGGUAGUCGCGCCGAAUACGGUAGUCCAAUGAACAGGAUCCAAUAUUCACGAGCUGAUUACGGUACCAGAGUUGGCUACAGUCACACUGAGAACAAUGCCCAACCAGAAGAGUUUGCUGAUGAUUCAUUCGACGAUGAAGAUGAUGGAAGCGGUAGCAGCAAGGAAGAGAUUGAGAAUGGUGGCGAGAAUAUUGCUAGUCACUAUGGCAGCACUGACCAAUAUCGUGACACUUGGCGCAAAGUGAAAGCAAAUGAAGCGAUUCGUGGUGCACCACCACCGCCACCAACCACCUCAUCCAGAGCUGUGUCCACUGAAAGUGGAAGUGAGUCGUCAUCAGCCUGGCAACCUCAACCAGCUCCGAAUCUGUCAAGCGGGUUUUCAUCAUUCGUGUAA